AACUUCCUCACCUCCUCCUCCUCGCUAUCUGCCCAUUGCUAGGCAGAGGCAGCUCCCUCCCAAGGCAGGAGGGAGGCCCACACGGAAGUCAAAGCCAACGCUCCAUUCACAUGCAACUUCAGGCAGAGUAACAAUUCCGCAACAAAACCCUGAAACUUUGGGAGCCUCUCAGCUUGUCCUCAGCCCAACAGACUGAUCAGAGAAAAAGAACAGCAGGAGGAAGAGAAAGGUUCCAAUUCACCAUGCAGGAGGAAAUUCUGUUGACUCCCUGGAGAAGUUUUCCUUUUGAAGACUCAGACACAUUUGCCUUCACGGGGCAAGAUGAAGAGAAAUGGGAUUUUGUCCUUGUGAGUGACAUCCACGAAAUGGGCAGUGAGAAAGAGAUCAAGAGGAAGAAGUUCCUGGAUGAGCUGAGCAAGAAGGGGUUCACCAUCAAGAAAAUUGAGGACAGGAAGCUAUUUUAUGGGGUCCGUGCCCCAGAACACUUCUUCCGGAAAUACCAAUGGCUCUUGAGGAACCCCGACAGCAGGCUGCAAGACCUCAAUGCCCAGCAGGACGUACCAGUGACCACCAGGAUACGGAUCGUGAACUUCAUCUUGCAUAACACAGUGACACCCGACCUCGAGAAGCUGCGUGACCUCAUGAAGAAGAAUGUCUUUGAGGCAGCAUUUCCACUGCACGAGAAAGAAGAGGUAAGGGAAUUUCUGAAGGAGAAAUGGGCCCGCUGGAGAGAUAUAUUUUGCCAACAGCCAAUUGAGAAGAUCAGAUGCUAUUUUGGUGAAAAGGUGGCCCUCUACUUCACCUGGCUUGGCUGGUACACCUACUUGCUGGGAUUUGCUGCAGGGGUUGGACUGGUGGUCUUUGUGGCUGGGAUUACUGUUUUCAAUUCCAGCCAGGUGAGCAAGGAGAUAUGUGAAGCCAAUGACACCCUUAUGUGCCCACUCUGUGACCAGAAGUGCCCAUUCUGGCUGCUCGCUGACACCUGCAUGUAUGCCAGGGUCACUCACAUGAUUGACAACGAAGGGACAGUUGUGUUUGCCAUGUUCAUGGCAAUUUGGGCCACUGUAUUCCUGGAGUUGUGGAAGAGGCAGAGAGCCCAAGUGGUCACCAACUGGGAUCUGUAUGGGUGGGACGAGGAUGAGGAGGAGCUAGCUAUGGAGCUGAUCAACAAUUUGCAGCAUGAACCUCGGCGGUAUCGGCACUCUUACUUGCGCAGCACCAUUGUGCUCCUCUUGGUUCUGCUCAUGAUUGUUGUACUGAUUGGCAUUGCCCAUGCACUUGUCAUUUAUCGGGUGGUCGCCACGGCUCUCUUCACCCAGAGUGAUUCCGAGUUCUUCCGUGAGCAGGCUAACCUGGUGGCAGUGAUAACAGGGGCUGUGCUGCACUACAUCACCAUUGUCGUCAUGACCAAGAUCAACAGACGCGUGGCCCUCUUUCUCUGUGACCUAGGUAAGGGAAACUGGAGGAUGCCCCCACUUACAGCCCUCAGCACCAAGCUGCCCAGUGGUACCUCCACCAAAGAAAAGAACUGUAGGGCACCUCCUCAUUGGUCCCCAAAUGCAGCUAGUUUUGUGGCUUCUUUCCUUCCUCCACAACCACAAAGCAUCUGCCAGGCAGUUCUUGCCAUGGGAUCCAUGGGGAGUGGGAUAAGGUUCCACCUCUUUAUGAUCAACACCCUGCUCCUGUCUCCAGAGAAACCACGGACCUUCUCCCAGCAUGAGAACAACUUUACCAUAAAGAUCUUCAUCUUCCAGUUUUUGACGAACUUUUCUUCGCUCAUCUACAUUGCUUUCUUUCUGGGGAGGAUCAAUGGCCACCCAGGGAACUACGUGCGCAUUGCUGGCAAGUGGAGGCUGGAGGAGUGUCACCCUAGCGGCUGCAUCACUGACCUCUUCAUCCAGAUGGCCAUCAUCAUGAUGCUUAAGCAAACCAUCAGCAAUGUGAUGGAGUACCUUGUCCCCUGGCUAGCCCACAAAAUACGCAAGAGGCAGAAGCGCCCCAAGAAGAAACACGUGAUGUUGGGGGAGGAGGAGGAGGUUGAGGACCCCUGCAAAAAGCAGUGGCUCAUCAAUUAUCAACUCAACGAGGUCAACAUCUUCAGCUUGUUUGAUGAAUUCUUGGAGAUGGUGAUCCAGUACAGCUUCACCACUAUUUUUGUUGCUGCCUUUCCUCUGGCCCCAUUGCUGGCAUUCUUCAACAACCUCUUUGAGAUUCGCCUGGAUGCCAUCAAGAUGACACGGCUGCGCCGGCGCAUGGUGCCCAGGAAGACCAAUGACAUUGGAAUUUGGCUGCAGGUCCUGGAAGCCAUUGGCAUCCUGGCUGUCAUCGGGAAUGGAUUGGUGAUUGCCAUCACAUCUGACUUCAUCCCUGUGCAGGUCUACAAGUACACAUACAGCCCCUGCAUGAAAGAAAACAACACUGCUGUUGACUGCUUGACUGGCUACAUCAACCACAGCCUCUCUGUCUUCCAUAUCAAGCACUUUGAGCCAGACACAAAUCUGGCUGUAGAGAUCUUAGAUUUGGUCAAGAAUGGGACUACAGUGUGCAGGUACCGGGAUUACAGGAAUGAUGAGGACUACAGCUACACUGUCCAGUUCUGGCAUGUCUUUGCAGCCCGGCUUGCCUUCCUCAUCCUCUUUGAGCAUGUGGCUCUGUGCGUCAAACUGAUUGCAGCCUGGUAUGUCCCUGAUGUGCCCCUGUCAGUUAAGAAUCAUCUUCUGGAUGAAAAGCACUACAACCUUCGGAAAGAACUGAGUAUGAUGGAGUACUCCACUGAAGUGUAGCCUCCUCUCAUGGAAGAAAGUGAAACAUGGACUUGAGCCCCUCUCCCCAGCCUGCCAGCACAGCCAGAGAGGCAUUCAUGAGCUCUGGCUGUCACCAACCAUGGACUUGAACUGGGGAGUGAUGAGGUGACAGCUGCUUCACAGGAGCAGGAUGCUUAUAACUAGUCCAGCCACAAAGAGGAAGAAAGUGGCAGCAGAGGUGGGAAUAGCAUCUUCCCAGCAAACUCAGCAGCCGAGGAAGAGCUAUGACACAAUGGAGCCAGGCUCCUCAGCACCAUGCAGAGAGCUCAGCAUGUUUGGCAGCAUCCAGCCAUCACUGGGUAGGCAUGACACUGGCCUGCAGGAGGUGCCCUGGCUUCCAUAUCAGUCAUUGCCUUCACGUGCCGUGUAGCAUCAUGGGAAAAAGUGGCUACCUCAUUCCAGGUUCCCUCUCCAGAUCUUCCUUACACUUUGGCCCCCUCUUCCUCUACUUUCACUGACCUCCCUGCUCUCACACUGUAAAGAAGGUUCAGUCCUUCCUCUUUCACGAAAGCCAGCACAGUCUGCCUCACAGCACAACUACUGCAUAGCUGUGGUUCCAAACCAUCCUUUCCCCGAUCUUUAGUAAAUUGCACUUGUUAUUCUAAUUGGCUUUUGCACAGGGCCCUACCAUGCCCCCACAUCUGCUUUAACUUAAAUAUAUAUCCAACUCAACUACAAGAAAAAUGGUCAAUAAAUGCAGUGACUGUAAAAACUCGAGCAGACAGACCCUCAGCCACCAAGAGUAACUGUAUUCACACUGCUAUCUUUCCUGCCUCCCCUUUCCUAUUCACAGCACCUAAAGAUCAUUCACUCCCACUUCUUUUUUCUUCAUGUGGAUAAUGAAAAAAAGGCUGGAGCUUAAGCAUUUAUGCCUAGCACACUGAGGUGGAGUGAGAGGUGCUGCAUAGUGGCAGAAUUAAAGGAAAUUGACAUAGUGCAAGAACAAGAGCAAGAACGUGCUGGACUGACAGAAGUACAUUUAGCUAUAGAGAAAAUCCGAGUCACAAGGCUAGAAAGUGUUAUCUCUUGCUGCAAAGCACAAUACAUUAGCCCUGCCAGCUUGGUAUUUCAUCACCUCUUUCCUUACAGCCCUACAACAGUGAACACAAGAGUUUGCCUAUGGCAAAGCAGGGGUUACAUGCCCCAGCUGGUCUGGUGUCAGAGCAGUCACUGGAACUUUUCUAACAUUUGUGUGUUCCUGGCUUCAUAGGUUUGCUCACUGCCAGGUCUACCUGUAGUUUUACCAAAUCGAGGCAGAGUUAUUUGCAUUAAAGGAACAAAGUCUUUGUUCACAUUAUAUGGAAAUGACAAUGUGCCCUCAAACAUGAUUCUCCACUCAACCCUGAGUGCAGAAACAGCCUUUUGGUACCCCACAGCAUUUCCAAAUUAGAUUAUUUUGAACCUGUGCAUGGCAGCCUUGCUGAACUGGGUCUGCAAACGCUUGAGAAGAACAACUUUUUUCUAACUUUUGUUAAUGAGGAAGGCAGGAGCACCGGUCAGGUCACUGCAGCUCAGUUUCCAGCUUUGUUACCAUCCUUGUAAACCCUGGGUCAAAUCCACUGGAGAGUUUCGAAGCUGACCUAAGAGUCUUUUUCUUUAUGAGUACUGAAAUCCUUUAACCAGUUCUGAAGUUUAACCUCGAGCUCCAUGCUUUCAUCCCCUCCUCUGUCAAAUAGUCACAGGUGGCCACUUCUGUUAAAUUGCGGGGAUAUACUGAAUAGAAUCUGGGAGCUAGGCAGGUGUCACUGUGCAAGUGUGUGAGCACGUGUAAUAGACACACAGCCACAAUACAAACCCUGAAUGAUGCAGACAAGUGAAGAUGAGCAGCAUAGCUCAGGAUCAACUAUUUCAUUAGGGCUGAUCUGUCAUGUUCUGUAAUUAAAAGUCAGGUUAGCCUGAACCCCUGCUGCGUACAGAGCGAUAUUCCUGCACAGAGAUGUACAUGGUGAUGCUUCUUCCCGUAAUAAAAGCUGUUCUUAGCACCGCAUGCCACAAGAGGCCACAAUGUUUGUGGCUUGUUUGAAGUCAGUGCAGCCCCACACCUGCAGAGUCCUUGCCCCUGAUUUAACAGCAAAAAGCUACCCACCUGCUGUGUUUCCUGGGAAAAGGAGUAGAGUGACAGUGAUUAAGCAUCUGUGCCUAGGUGGCACCUCACCCUGUAGCAAUGCUCUCCUUUCUGGCACUUGGAUAUGAAACUGGUUUCACUGAUAGCCUUGGAACACAGCCGCCUGGCAGCUCUAAGUAGCUCAUACUUAAUUAGCUUCAAGCUGUUAAAUGCAUCAAGAACCGGCUAUCAGCGAGCUCGUGUUGAUACAGUCAUUUCCACCGUCCAACCCAAGCAGUGCACACUCACUUCAGCAGCAGGAUGCAGGACAGGGUUGCAGGCUCCAGCAUAGCACAAAGUGACAGUCUCAGAUUGAGAGGAUUUCGAUGGGGGCUCUGGAUGCAAAGCCAGCAGCUUCCCAUGGUCCCCAAGGUCCACUGCAGACAGGGCCAGGGGCUGUGCCCCACUGCCAAGGCCAGCAGCAGACAGCAGGUGACAGUCUGGGGGUGAUAUGCCUCUGAGCCCACGCUCAGGACUGCAGAGAAAGACACCAACAUGAACUCAGAAGAAAACUGCACUCCCAAAGCCGUGAAGAAUCAAGCAGGGAAGCGGAACGAGCUGUGCAAUGCCCUCAACCCUCUGGCUUGUUUUGUCCUUUUACCACUGUGAUCAAGAUCACCUCCACUUCUUCCCACUUUUCACUUGCCUGCAGGAAUAGCUCUGAUGGACAAGAAAGGUUUAGUCAGCCCCUAGUUCCCUGCCCUUGCCAUUUGUUCCUUGGAACCCUUCAUCAUCCCACAAAGCCAACUGGUUUACACUGGGGUUUGCAGUCCAUAUGUUAAAGUGAGCACAGCAGUGUGCACGAAGCUGGUGAAGGGUCUAGAGAACACGAAUGAUGGAAAGGCCACCCGCUCAGGGGAGCCCCGUCAUCUUUUUCCCAUGCAGGGCCUGCUGGGAGCUGUAGGGGUGCAGCUCGACAUGCAAACAGCACUGCAGUGGCCCGAGGGGCGGGCGGGCACACACCGAGCCCUGUAGUCCUGAUGCAGGGUUAAUUUUUAACUUACUGUAAAUGGGAAUCUGCUUUCAACAACCCUCUGAUGGAAUGCAGAUAGAAGGAGCUGUACUGGAGGUAGAGCACUUCAGGACCUUUGAACAGAAAGCCUUGAAUAAACCAAAACUAUUUUGUAUGGUUUAAAGGAAAACAACAAUAAAAAAGCUUCACAGAAAAAGAAACAGACAAACAAAAGGUGAAGCACUGGGGCCAUUA
Molecule: messenger RNA, 6115 nt
Organism: Tympanuchus pallidicinctus (lesser prairie-chicken)
Lineage: Eukaryota; Metazoa; Chordata; Aves; Galliformes; Phasianidae
Gene: ANO9
Product: anoctamin 9
Exons: 23
Coding region: 243-2783 (846 amino acids)
Biological process (GO): chloride transmembrane transport
Cellular component (GO): plasma membrane
Molecular function (GO): chloride channel activity; protein dimerization activity
Source: RefSeq, a predicted model, not a curated record